CUGAACGGCAACCCCGAGGUCGGAAUCCAUGAAUCAAUAAAUCAUCACCUACGUCGCCUCUCUACACAUUACCCCUGUACAAUUCCAUUCUUUACAUCCCUUAUACAUACUUUAUAUACAUACUAUAUAUACAUAUAUAUACCCACCGCAAUCACAACCCUCCCGAUUCAAUUCCCUAAAAAAAUUCAUGAUGGACCCCCUAACAACCGCCCUCACCAAAAUCGACGCCCUUCACUCCGAAGACCCCAAUAAACUCACCAACACCAACAUCCCCUAUGAACUACACUACGCCGAGAAAAUGACCAGCUAUCUGUACAAACACACCCCGAACCCCUCCCCGGUCCUCCAACUCGCCAUCCGCGCUCAGCAUCUCAAGCGCUGGGAAGUACCGCGGGGGACUUACCCCGACGGUAAAUACUAUUCCUGGCGGACGGCGGUGGCGCGCCGCCAGGCUGAGAUAGCGAUGAAGGUGUGUCUGGAGAGUGGCAUUGGGGAGGCAGAGGCGGAGCGCGUGGGCCGGUUGAUUCGGAAGGAAGGGUUGAAGGGCGGGGAGGAUGCGGAGGCGCAGAUUUUGGAGGAUGUGGCGUGUUUGGUAUUUUUGGAUGAUCAGUUCGAGAAGUUUCAAGAGAAUUAUGAUGAUAACAAGGUGGUGGAUAUUUUGACGAAGACGUUGAAGAAGAUGUCGGAUCGGGGGAAGGAGUUGGCGAGCGGGUUGAAGAUGGAGGGGAGGCCACAUGAGUUGGUUACUAGAGCUGUGAAUGGGGCUUAGGUCCUGUUUCUUUUCUUUUCUACUAUAUAUAAUUGUUGGUUUGUGGAUUGGUUUAUAUAUGAAUUAGAGUAUAGAAUUUUGGGGGUUUCAAA
Molecule: messenger RNA, 861 nt
Organism: Aspergillus welwitschiae
Lineage: Eukaryota; Fungi; Ascomycota; Eurotiomycetes; Eurotiales; Aspergillaceae
Product: DUF4202 domain-containing protein
Exons: 1
Coding region: 188-769 (193 amino acids)
Source: RefSeq, a predicted model, not a curated record